UGUAUGGCAUUGGUAAAGGUUGUUGAGCUGAUUCUUUGGUUACCCAAUCAUUUCUUGCCGCACCCCCAUACAAUUAUUAUUUAUUUUUUAGUACAUUUGCUGUGCCAUUUAUUUUAGCAAAUGUAUGUGUUCAAGGUAUACGGUGGAUUUAUUAGUAUCAUUUUUAGUGUUUAGAGAUAGAUUAGUGAGGAGAGCAGAGGCAGAGAGAGUGAGAUAGAGAGAUGGGUCUGCUUAGCAACAGAGUGGAGAGGAAUGAGAUCAAGCCUGGAGACCACAUCUACACCUACAGAGCUGUCUUCACCUACUCACACCAUGGUAUCUUUGUUGGGGGAAGCAAGGUGGUCCACUUUAGACCUGAGAGAAAUCUGAAUUCAGGCACUGGGACAUCUUCUAAUUCUGACUUAUAUGAUUCAAGAUUCAGUCUCCCAUCAUCCUGUUCUACCUUUCCUGACUGUGGAUUCACGCAACCCAAUAGUGGUGUAGUUCUCUCUUGCCUGGAUUGUUUCCUUGGAAAAGGAUCUCUGUACUGUUUCGAAUACGGGGUUACCCCAUCAGUUUUCCUUUCUAGAGUGCGGGGUGGCACGUGCACCACAGCAACAUCUGACCCACCAGAAGUAGUUAUCCACCGAGCAAUGUAUCUUCUUCAAAAUGGAUUUGGAAAUUAUGACGUGUUUCAAAACAACUGUGAGGACUUUACAUUGUAUUGCAAAACUGGUCUUCUGAUAGCAGACAAACAGGGGGUUGGAGGAAGUGGUCAAGCUUCAUCUGUCAUUGGUGCCCCAUUAGCCGCUAUUCUUUCUUCUCCUCUGAAUUUGCUGAUGCCAAAUCCUGUUGGUGUGGCUACAGUAACAGCUGGGAUGUACUGUAUGAGCAGGUAUGCAACUGAUAUGGGCGUUCGAACUGACGUGAUCAAGGUGGCAGUGGAGGACUUGGCUGUGAACCUAGGUUGGCCAGGACCUGACAAGGAAGUAGCCGACAAUGAGGCUUCUAAGCAACUGAUUGCCAUGUGAUGUAUGUGAAGCUGAUUUAUAAAUUAUAUAUAGUUAGUGUUGAUAAGCAUUUGUUGACAUUCAUAAGUGAACUUCUGAUGUGGGUAUUGAAUGCUAGCCCACCUCUGUUCACCCCCUUUCCCUCUAAAUUUGUUAGUUAUUGAAUGCUGUUUGGUCUUGUGCUGUGCAUGGAAAUGGAAUGAUAUAAGAACUAUACUCUCAUUGCGGAUUAAAUAAAAGUAUUGGCGAUGGGUGGUCUUCUAUAGGUA
Quercus robur (English oak) is the source of this 1258-nucleotide messenger RNA. RefSeq names its product protein LEAD-SENSITIVE 1-like. The coding region runs from base 222 to 1010 and encodes 262 amino acids. The record is from RefSeq and is a predicted model, not a curated record. The transcript has 2 exons. Lineage: Eukaryota; Viridiplantae; Streptophyta; Magnoliopsida; Fagales; Fagaceae.